UAUUAAAUUAUAUUAUGAGUUAUCAUGCGAUAAUUAUGGAAGUAAACAAUAAUUGCUGAGGAGUGGAAACAUUAUUUUUUGUAUGUUAUUUGAAGCAUCGUUAAACCACUAAUAUGGCUUUGGGAAAUAUUAAAGAUUUUUGCAGAUUAUGUGCAAAAAAAGACGAUUUCACAAAAGAUUUAUUUGAAGCAAACAAUACUACUUUAAAGUUAAUAAAGGAUCUCAUCCAAAUACCUAUCAAUGAAAAUGAUGAACUACCAACAAGAAUUUGUUUGUGUUGUGAAGAGAAAAUAAUUUCAUUUCAAUUAUUUAUUUUAGAAUGUUAUAAAGCACAAGACCAGUUAAAUGAAAUUUAUUUAGAGACUAGUGAAAGUCUUAGGAUAAAACCUGAAGAUGUUUUUGGUGCGUCAUAUAUAAAAUCAGAGGUAACUAUAAUACUAAUACAGUCAAAAUGAGUAGUGCUAAUGCUCAUGAAUUGUAUGUGUGUUGUAGAAUCUUAUUACUAUUCCAAUCAAUCCAUUGGACAAUAAUCUAGAUCAGUUAAGUACCUGAUUAUUUAUAGAACAUAAUGCAGAUAUAAAAGGUAGGUUGGAUGACAUGUUUUUAAAUUCAUACUUCUAUUUUUCUUUGUAGGUGAAAGAUGAACUUACAGCAGAAGACAUUGUAUUGAGUGCAAUAAAUAAUGAUAAUAAUGCUUUAAUUGAACAUGAUCAUUUUAAUAAUUAUUCGAAUGAAGACAGUGAAGACAGUGUUAAUGAUGAUGACUGCAUGGAUAAUGUUACACUUGCCAGACUAAAACAAGAAAAAAAUAAUGAAGAACAGCCAGAUAAAACAGAUAAGAGACUCUACCAAAAGAAAAACACUUUUAAAGAUUCUAAAGAAGUGGAAAAAGUUCUUCAAAAGUCUGAUUUGAAAGUAAAAGAUUUUGUUAAAUUGCAAUGUGAUAUUUGUGAACAGAAAAUGAAAUCAUGGAGUGAAUUACGAGUGCACUUCUAUAAAACACAUAGAAGUAAACCAUCACUUAACUGCAUAUGUGGUUUUGUCGUUAGAUCUAAGAGUGUCCUUUACAAGCAUGUGUCCGAUCACAAAGUAAGGAAGUCCAAGAAUAAUCAAGAGGACGCAAAAUGUGAAUUAGACUCCAAGUAUUCCAACCUGAAAAUAAAUGAUUUUGUCACGUUCACAUGUAAUGUUUGCGAGAAAAGGUAUAGCAGCUGGUAUAGCCUGAAAAGUCAUACUGAAUCCAGACACAAAAUAGCACCUGUAGUCCAAUGUGUUUGUGGUAUAACACUUAAAUCCAAAUCUGUUCUUUACAAACAUAUACAAGACCAUAAAAAUCCAAAUAUGCUUUGUUGCGACAAAUGUCCCAGAAUAACGAAAACGGUAGAAGCUUUAAAUAAACAUAAAAUGAGACACAUACCUAAAUCAGAAAGACAAUUCAUUUGUGCCACUUGUGACAAAAUUUUUGUUACAAAAGAUGCACUGAAGUCUCAUGAAAAGUCACACAUUCCGAUUGAGGAGAGGAAAAUAUAUCACUGUGAUGUGUGUGAACUAAAAUUCACAACACGUUCGUCGGCAGCUUCACAUAAACGCGUAGUACACGAUAAGAUUAAGAGUUACGUGUGCGAUUUGUGUGGAUACGCUUGCGGUACCAACGGUGAAUUGCGCCAGCAUCGCGCUAUCCAUAGCGAUGACAAGCCCUUCGUAUGCAAGACUUGCUCCAAACCUUUCAAAACCCACUCGAAUCUAAAAACUCACAUGGACACCCACGAAGAUACAUCGUAUCAAUGUUACGUUUGUAAUCGCGUACUGAACAGCAGGCGUACGUUACGCAAACAUCUGUUGGUACACGAGGAGAAAUGUCGUCACGUGUGCUCCUUCUGUCACAAAGCCUUCAAGAGACGGCAGACGCUUAAGGUGCAUCUAUACACCCACACCGGUGACAAACCGCUAACCUGCAAGUGGUGUGAUGAACGGUUCGCUUAUGCAUCGACGCUGCGCUCGCAUCGCUUACGCUGUCACCCAGACAAAAUGGCUGCGCAAGCGCACAACAAUCCUUACACAGCGUACGGCCACGUCCCAACGUCUAUUGCUGUGUCGAUGCCGAUGGCACAAGAUGACUUUGAUAAAACUGAUGUUACUUCCGAUCUCGUGGCAAUUAAGAAAAGAGAAGAGGCUAUGCAGAAUUAGGAGUAGUGUCAGCUAUAGAUGUACUGUCUCUAAGUUGUCUUUCAUCACUUUUACACUUUAUCAUAAGUAUAAUUAAUACAAUUGAUAAUUUUAUUUAAGAAAUAGACAAUUUAUCUGAAUUUUAUUUGUUUAAUUUUAUGACUUACCUUAUUUUUUCAUUAAAAU
Messenger RNA from Diatraea saccharalis (sugarcane borer), 2352 nucleotides. Lineage: Eukaryota; Metazoa; Arthropoda; Insecta; Lepidoptera; Crambidae. The record is from the annotation of a GenBank genome assembly.